Messenger RNA from Lachancea dasiensis, 2010 nucleotides. The record is from the annotation of a GenBank genome assembly. Lineage: Eukaryota; Fungi; Ascomycota; Saccharomycetes; Saccharomycetales; Saccharomycetaceae.
AUGGCCGGACCUCCUCCGCCACCUCCUCCAAUGAUGGGUAUGGGCUCCGGUGCUCCCAAACCGCCAUCGAUGGCGCCCAAUCCCGGGGCCGGCGGGAGAGAUGCCUUGCUAAGCGAUAUCCGCAAGGGCUCUCGGCUGAAAAAGGCUGAAACCAACGAUAGAAGUGGUCCAAGGGUAGGCGGCGGCGUGGUGGGUGAGUCCCAUGCUUCUCACUCAGGCAUGCCCGCCGCUGGAGCGUCGGGAAAGUCUGGACCCGCACUUUCGGCUCCUCCGGUUCCAACUGGAAUGGCGCCCCAAUUGAGCGACAUCCUUGCCGGUGGGCUCCCCAAACUUCGAUCAACUAGCGGUGGAACUACCGCGCCGCCAAGUGGCCCAACUCCCCCUGUUCCAGCACCUUCAAGUGGGUUCGCUCCCCCGCUUCCGGGCUCUGCUCCACCGAUUCCGGGCUCUGCUCCACCUUUGCCUGGCUCGGCCCCCCCUGCUGCCAUUCCCGCUGUUCCUAAAGCUCCGUCGUCUCGACCCCAUAUGCCUGUUUCCAGACCUACGAAAAGAGGUACGCAUGCCGCAACUUCUUUGGCUCCGAACACGGCCGCACCUCCUGUUCCCUCAGUUAAAGCACCUGGCGCGCCGGCUAUUCCCAAAGCUUCAGCGCCGCCAGCGCCGCCAGCACCACCAAUUUCAUCUGCCCCUCCAGCACCACCGGCACCACCAAUUUCAUCUGCCCCUCCAGCACCACCGGCACCACCAAUUUCAUCUGCCCCUCCAGCACCGCCGGCACCACCAAUUUCAUCUGCCCCUCCAGCGCCUAAAGCACCAUCGACACCAAGAGCUGCUCCUCCUUCAUCCGGCGGUCUCCCAUUUCUUGCUGAAAUCCAGAAGAAACGCGACGAUCGUUUUGUUGUCGGCGAGAAUCAGAACUAUUCGACCAAAGUCGAACAAGCAACGAGUUCGGAGCCAGUGAAUGCUACUAAGCUCCCGGAAGCUCCAAAGCCACCUACUUCGGGCCCCGGAAUGUCGUUUUUGGAUGAGAUGAAUUCAAAAUUGAACCACAGCACCCCUUCCACGGCGGCGCCGCCUCUCCCAAGUGGUGGUGCUCCUCCUAUUCCCGGCAUUGGUUUCUCUGGUGUCCCUGGCACCCCAAAUACGUCCUCAUCCAACCCAACAAUACCUCCUUUGCCUCCCACAUCAGCACCAAAAGCACCUAUGGUCUCGACUGCACCUCCUAUGCCUCUUUCUUCUGCACCAAGUGCUCCUGCAGCUCCUCCACUUCCUCAAAGUGCUCAGCCUAGUGCUCCAAUACCUCCACCACCUCCUCUAGUGCCGCAUUCAUUGCCCGGCAAAUCGAGCGCGCCGCAGACUCCUGCCCCACCGCCUUCUGUUGGAGGUGGCUUACCAUUUCUAGCUGAAAUUGAGCGGAAGAGGGAUGAUUCACAUGUUGUCGAUGGUUCAGGAGGCUCGACAUCAAACGUUUCCACACCAGUAGCCUCGACGAGGGCAACAGCACCUACAAUGCCCGCAACAAUGGCGCCUGCAAUUCCAACGACUGGUGCGCCUCCUGUACCUAGUGCUCCAGCGCCACCAUCAGUUACUCGCACUCCAAUCCCACCUCCACCUCCAAUUGCUAAUACGUCUAACGUAGUGACAGAUGAUACAUCGGGCUCAAGUUCAAGGCUUCCACCUCCCCCACCGCCCCCAGGAGCCCCGGCAGUAAGGACCAACAACUCUCAUAAGCAACGGUUAUUUUCUUCACAAAAUGCUGUUCCCUCCACUCAUGCCUCAAAUCCUCACACGAACCAACCCGAACUCGAAACUAACAAUUUCACAAUUAGUGGAAGCUCCACAACUACAGGUGUUAAAUUGGAUCGGGCCAAAGUAUCGAUUGAUGACAGUCGAUUCAAAUGGACCAAUAGUUCCCAGUUGCCCAAACCUAGACUAUUUUCAAGCAAAACGAAACUUUAUCCAAGUGGAAGAGGAAGCAGUGUACCUCUAGAUCUGAGUCUCUACGCUUAG